Coniophora puteana RWD-64-598 SS2 is the source of this 2462-nucleotide messenger RNA. RefSeq names its product HCP-like protein. Lineage: Eukaryota; Fungi; Basidiomycota; Agaricomycetes; Boletales; Coniophoraceae. The record is from RefSeq and is a predicted model, not a curated record. The transcript has 4 exons. The coding region runs from base 33 to 2246 and encodes 737 amino acids. Gene Ontology annotation, molecular function: protein binding.
GAAGCGCACAAGUUACGACACAGGUACAUAUCAUGAGCCAUCUCCCAAUUCCACCUCCUCCCAACCACCCUCCUCAGCCACACGCUCCACCUCCCCCGCCAGAGUUCCUCAUCGAUCCAGGCCCGUCCCAGCCGCACUUCGAACAGCCGUUGGUCGCUCCCCGCCCUCACAAACUAGACCCCGAUCUGCCCGCCAACAUGGCCAGACAGCUCGACAGCCAGCUAGCCGCUCACCAAAGCUACCGCACCCUCUCCCCUCGCCCUCCCGUCAAUCCCAACCCGGGCUUCGUCAACCCAGCGGCCGUCCAGUAUCAGCCGACUCACUCGCCCUCCCCGAGAUCGUCCUCUAUUGGCCCUGCAGGAGGCUGGGCAUUGCCGGCAACGCCGAGGCCACACCCCCAAGGUCAACACCCCUCAUCACAGCCUCAGUACAGAAACUCUGUAGCCGCGUCUUCUCUCAGCCCUCAAAUGUCCGCCGUCUCUCUUGGCCCUCCCCAACCUCACCACCCACGCGCCUCUUCCAUGUACUCCCAGUACCCUCCCUCCCCAGCACAGUCUCCCCCCGCCAUGCACCAGACCGCUCCUCCUGCCUCCCUCACCGCUCCCCUACCCACACCACAGUCGCUUGCCAGCGCCCUCCCCGUCGUUCAACAGCCCACCCAUGAUCCCUCUUUCAAAGUCAACUGGGCUCGCGACGUCCUCAUGCUCGUCGAUCGCAGCCAGCAGAACCCUUCCGCCGAGAUCCCCGUCGGUCCAGUCGAAAUACACGAUCCCCAGCUCCUUCGCCUUUCACAGGCUGCCGUAUCCAUGAUCAUCCAGAUCGCCGACACCCAGCCGCUCCCAUCACCCACCCCGACCCACAUUGCAGAGGCGAUUUACCUCAAGGCCACCCUCGAAGCUUCAGGUGCCUACCCUGACCACGUGCCUCACAAUCCGCGCAUGGCCUUUCGUGAUUUCGAAAAAUCCGCUAGGGCAGGCUUCCCACUCGCCUGGUUCAGGCUCGGCCGUGAUUACGAGAACUUCAAUGACUUUGCCCAUGCAAGGGACUGCUUCGAGCGCGGACUCAAGGCUAAUGUGGAGAGCUGCAUCUACCGGUUGGGCAUGGCCAAUCUCAUGGGCCAAUUAGGCCUCCCCGUCGCAUACGAUGCUGCCAUCCCUCUUCUCCAUCGUGCCGCUACGCUCGCUUCCAUUCAGGUUCCUCAGCCAGCUUACGUCUAUGGGCUCCUCCUCCUUGGCGAAUUUUCCCACGUCACCGUACCCGAUCAGUACUUCGGCCCGUUCAUCCCGAGGGGAUCUUCACUUGAACUCGAGGCCCGCAAGCACAUCGAGCGUGCCGCUUACCUCAACUUCGCUCCUGCUCAGUACAAACUUGGCCAUGCGUACGAAUUCGCCCAGUCGCCGUUCCCGUUCGAUGCCCUUCUCAGCGUCCAGUACUACUCGCUCGCCAGCCAGCAGGGCGAGAUCGAAGCCGACAUGGCGCUCAGCAAGUGGUUCCUCUGUGGCGCCGAGGGAAGCUUCGACAAGGACGAAGGACUCGCGUUUACUUUUGCAGAAAAGGCGGCCCGCAAAGGUUUGGCCAGCGCCGAGUUUGCCAUGGGCUACUAUGCCGAGGUCGGCGUUGGGGGUUCGAAGGAUCUCGUUGCAGCUCAGGAGUGGUACGAAAAGGCGUCAAUUCACGGCAACACAGACGCCACAGAUCGGCUCGCUGCGCUAUCGCAGCCCGAUGCGCAGGCACUGUCGCGAUCGGAGCACGACAAUCUGACGGAGUCAAAGCUGGUACGCAAGCGGACACAGGCUAAGCAGCGCUCGGAGCAGGUUGGCGGACCCGCCGCCCCUCGGGCUUCCACGGAAGACACACAGCAGGUCGUGGACCUGGUGCGCAAGAAUUCGCGGGCGAGGCAGCCGCGGGUGACUGCAGCUGCGGGUGGCCCGGGCAGCCUUGCACCUGUGAACGAGCAAGCGGGUGCGGGACAACGGCAAUUCCCCAAUCAACAUCGAUUCACGCUCGUUGAUCCGGGGUCGAACCCUGGAACACCACCGCCAGGCCAGUCUCCACCGCACCGAGGAGGGCGCCCUGGUGGACCGCAGCGGGUGCCGUCUGGCACUGGGUCUCUCCCGACACCACAGCCGGACCAAGGGGCGCCUUUGGGUGGAUCAGCUGGAGGCAAGAAACACGCGCCGCAGACAUUUGCCGACAUGGGCAUUACGACUACGAAGUUGGAAGAAAAAGAGUGUGUGAUCAUGUAGAGAUGACAAGAUUGACUCUGUGGUGGAUGCUGAGACUGAUAAUGCGAUACUCCACGUACAUUUCCGAGUUAUGGACUAAUAGAGACAGCUGUGGGUCUCAGCUCAUGUCAAUAAUCAGACGGACUGGCUAUAGUAGUAGCUAGCUAAUACCCGUGUAUUUAUUCCAGUUAACGAUUGUCAGUUACUUUACUGUAUGCGUUUAAAAAAGGCAUAUUU